AUGGACACUUCAUCAACGGCGAUAGAAUGGACACUCUCAGAACUCAUUAGGCACCCACAAGUCACAAAAAAGCUCCAGAAAGAGUUAGAAUCCGCGGUGGGCUCGGCUCAUACGGUCGAGGAACAUCACCUCAACAACCUCCAUUACUUGGAUGCUGUAAUCAAGGAAGCUCAAAGGCUCCACCCGGUCGCACCACUAUUGAUUCCCCACGAAGAUCCAGACGUUUGGCCCGACCCAGAAACAUUUUCCCCCGAGAGGUUUAUUGGUAGUGAGAUAGACCUGAGGGGCCAUGAUUUUCAGCUAUUGCCGUUUGGGUCGGGCCGGAGGAGUUGUCCCGGGCUGCAACUCGGGCUCACCGUGGUGAAGUUGAUAGUGGCACAACUAAUGCAUUGUUUUGAUUGGGAGCUUCCGAAUGGUAUGUCGACUUGUGAUUUGGACAUGUCUGAACACUUUGGUUUGGUGACUGCUCGAGAGAAGCAUCUAAUGGCUAUUCCAACUUAUCGCCUACGCGAGUAA
Striga hermonthica is the source of this 516-nucleotide messenger RNA. The record is from the annotation of a GenBank genome assembly. Lineage: Eukaryota; Viridiplantae; Streptophyta; Magnoliopsida; Lamiales; Orobanchaceae.